This is a messenger RNA of Serpula lacrymans var. lacrymans S7.9, 1262 nucleotides long. RefSeq lists its product as uncharacterized. The transcript has 16 exons. Lineage: Eukaryota; Fungi; Basidiomycota; Agaricomycetes; Boletales; Serpulaceae. The record is from RefSeq and is a predicted model, not a curated record. The coding region runs from base 88 to 993 and encodes 301 amino acids.
AUAUAACGGACUAUGCUCUACGCCCUGUCGUGCUCUCAGGCCAGGUGCCAACUUAUGCUGGACAUAUACGACGCAAGAUAAUUGAGGAUGACCACGUUCACGAAUCCCAGUGUCUUUCUUUCCGAGUUGCAGACGACAAAUUACAUGAAUGUCGCUGGUUUGGCAAUUUGGGUGUUCGAUUACAUCCUAUCAUUCGACUAUGAGGUUCGUUGGGUAUGGGGAAGGAAGUGGGAUUUCAUGCGGGUCUUGUUCACGCUCUCGCGCUACGUGACGUUUUCUGCUGCUAUCAUGACUGUAUACGCUGCUGUGCAUACUCAGAGAGGAAACUGCGUUCCAUUUAGCACUGGCUCGGCUGUUAUCUACGUUUUAUGCGUCGUCUUUGCGGAAGGUCUGCUCCUCAUGGGGACACUAGCAUUUUGGGACCGUAGCAAGAAAUUGACGGCAUGGUUGCUGGCGUUUGCUGUGGUCUUGGUCAUAGGAGCUGCUUUGUCAAGUAAAAUAAGAGAUUCAGGCAGCCAAACUAACCCAGGAGGAUGUGUUUUCACAAGUAAAAAAUCUGGUGCUAUCCAAUAUGCCUUCCUUGCUGUCUAUGAAUCUGUGCUGUUAUCGCUGAUGACCUACAAGAUGAUGAAGCAGUAUCGGCAUACGAGUAGUUGUGUGAUCAUUACGCUGUAUAAGGGCAGUAUGAUGUAUGCGGGGUGUAUGAUCACUGUAUCGGUAGCUAACGUUAUUAUUCACGUUGCCAUGCCGCAUGGAUAUACCAACGCACUUGACACAUUGCAACUCGUACUACACAGCAUACUAGCAUCGCGCAUUUUGUUCAACUUGCGGGAAAGUCAUGCCCAUGCGCAAGCAGAUACAUUGCCUGUGUCGACUGUGCAGUUUGCGGGUAUGAAGGAGGUUCAGGUUUGUCUACCGUUGAAACUUUCCGAACACGCCAAGGACACGCGAAAUAGACCAUUAGAGCUUGGAUGUUCAGAGCUGGUGGUAUGAGAGCGGAUUCAUGAUGAUUAGGCAGCUAGAGCGUGUAAGAGACGAGGUGAAGUUUGUAUUUUAACACUAUUCUAUAGCCUGCGGAUUUCUGAGAGUUUACUUGACGUUUUGCGGCUGUAUCUGUAUACUACUGAGAAUGUUGUAACGCAUGGCAUGAAUGAUUGUGACAACUCACCUGGUCAUUCCCGCGAGCAAAGGCCCCAUUUCUACAUGCAGAUACCCGAUAUCUUCACAAAAUUGUCAUACUCAAGAAUGAUACUUCAUAUUCA